This is a messenger RNA of Arabidopsis arenosa, 833 nucleotides long. Lineage: Eukaryota; Viridiplantae; Streptophyta; Magnoliopsida; Brassicales; Brassicaceae. The record is from the annotation of a GenBank genome assembly.
GGAGAUUCCAAUCCAACCAAAACGCUUCAUCUUCUUCCGAUUUCUCUUCCUCUACGAAAAACCCUUUUGGAUUCAGACUUUUCUGGGUUUACCAGUUGGACUCAGAUAGCAGCUUAUAUUUGAACCCGAUAAUUUGCAGCAAAUAUGGAUGACUGGGAGGACGAGCAAAUUGCACCACUUCCAGCAAAAGUUGAGCUUAAAAGUAACUGGGAUGAUGAGGAUGUUGAUGAGAAUGAAAUUAAGGAGUCAUGGGAGGAUGAUGAUGAAGAACCUGCUCAGCAGCCUGUUGUAAAGCCUGCUCCAGAGAAGGCUCCUAAGAAAGCAGCCCCCAAAACUGUUGAAAAGAAGGGUAAAGCAAUCGAAGUUCCUAAAGAAGAACCUCUAGAUCCUAUAGCUGAGAAACUUCGCCAGCAGAGGCUUGUUGAGGAAGCCGACUACCGGUCAACUGCUGAGCUCUUUGGAGUGAAGGAUGAUGAAAAAAACCUUGAUAUGUUUAUCCCUAAGUCUGAAAGCGAUUUUUUGGAAUAUGCUGAAAUGAUUUCUCAUAGGAUUAAACCAUAUGAGAAAAGUUAUCACUAUAUUGCGCUGCUCAAAACAAUCAUGAGACUUUCACUGACCAACAUGAAAGCAGCAGAUGUUAAGGAUGUUGCUUCGUCCAUUACAACGAUAGCAAAUGAAAAACUAAAGGCGGAGAAAGAAGCUGCUGCAGGCAAAAAGAAGGGUGGGAAAAAGAAACAACUUAUUGUAGAUAAGCCCGAUGACGAUCUAGUGGCUGGUCCUUAUGAUGCCAUGGAUGACUUCGACUUCAUGUAGAUUAAAGAGCUUUUUCAGCA